ACGCCAUUCGAAUUUGACGAAGAUGAAGUGCCGUCAAUAUGGCAGAAAGAUAUCUGGCAACUGAAAUGUUUACCGUAUUUUGAUGAACUCGAAAAAGAAGCUGAUGAUCAUUUUAGACAUAUAAAAGCUGGUCUCGCACAUGCUGUAAUACUGCGCGAUACACGGCCUGGACUGGUACAUUGGAUUUGUGAACUUGACAAAUAUAUGAAUUUGUAUUCGAGAAGAUUCACGAAAUCGGAUCAUAUUCAAUUGGUAAAGUUGGUUUAUUCGUGUUUGACGAUGAAGAAGGCCGAUUUUCGACUUGUAAAAAUCUGUGCGCACUCACUGUCGAAUCUUCUUUUCAAAAAAGAGUUGUUAUCGCGCGAAGAUGUAAAGUUAGAUUGGAGACCACUGCAUGAUAUCUAUGUGGAGGUAUCGUACAAAAGUCUUGAAGAGGAUGGUCUUUUGUUGCUUCCGGAUGGACUGAAAGGAGCACUUGAACAGGCGAGUUGGAUCAUAGUUAUAACGCAUUGUCGAACGUAUUUUCCACUUCAAGCAACACGUGAGAUUCUGGACGAAGUAAGUUGA
Anisakis simplex (herring worm) is the source of this 567-nucleotide messenger RNA. NCBI's taxonomy places the organism in Eukaryota, Metazoa, Nematoda, Chromadorea, Rhabditida, Anisakidae. The record is from the annotation of a GenBank genome assembly.